GGAACUGCGGCGACUGCAGCCUCAUGGCGGCCGCCGCCCGGUGCCGCCGGCGGAGCGGCGCCAGCAGCCGCGGCCCGGCCCUGCGCGGCAGAAGCAACAGCUCGGCCCACAUCUGAGGAGAGACAGCGGCACGGGCUGGCAGCCUCUGCAAAGCAGCCCCAAGGCACAUGUGCUGGCUUGUGGCCCUGCUCAUUUACCAGCCAAAGUGUAUGCCCAGCAUGAGAAGAGUUAUUCUCAUCCUCCUUUGGACAACAGACUUGGUUCAGCCAAAGCUACCUCCAGCAGCAGAAGUUCAGCUUCUGCCUCCUGUUAACUUCACCCUCACAGUCUCUGCAUUGGCACAAGUACUUCUGCACUGGAAACCAAACCCUAAGCAGCAACAAAGGAACUACACUAUCAGAUAUGAUGUGAAAAUCCUCAGCCCCGUGCCUGAAGAGUAUGACACAGGGAGGACUUACAGCAUCCAGGCAGUUGCUCUUCACAACGGCUUCUCCGCCUGCCUCCGCACCUUGCUGCUCCACGAUGGCCUUCAGCUGAGCAGUGAGUGGGUGAAGGAAGAGCUCCCACCCCUGCCAGGUGCUCCAGAGACAUCUGCCACGAAUCUGUCCUGUGUUACUCACCUGAGCACUUCCAGCACUGUUUCUCUCCACUGCAGUUGGCUGCCUGGCCCAGGGGCACCAGAAGACACCAAGUACUUUCUGUUCUACAGGUAUGAGAUGUUCACUGAAGAGUGUCAAGAUUAUAUCCAAGACAAGUGGGACAGGAGUAUUGAGUGCAGGAUUCCAGUGACCCACAUUGAUGCUGAAGGGCUCGACCAGCUCAUUGUGAUACACAUUAAUGGCUCCAGCAACUGUGCUGCAAUCAAACCUUUCCAGCAGUUAUUUAACCAAAAUGCCAUUGAGAGAGUGAAUGUUCCCAGAAAUGUCAGUGUAGUCCUGGAGCAAAAUGAUCUUCUGGCCACGUGGGAGAAGCCAAUUUCUCCUUUCCCUAAAGAGUGUUUUGAAUAUGAAUUUUACCUCUUCAAUUGGAAGUCAGGGAACAAACAGAUAUCCAAGAUCUCCUCCAACAGCUUCAGGUCAUCCAUUGAUGUUACCAGCAGGUACUCCCUAAGAGUAAGAGCAAACCAUCACAUCUGUCGUCCAAGAGGGGUUUGGAGUGACUGGAGUGAAAUCCUCUCUGUGGGACAAACCAAGCUGGAGGACCCCACAGUCUGGAUUCUCACUGUGCUCUGUGUGUCCAUGUGCUGUGCCUUCCUGCUUGCUGCUGUCAUAUGCAAGAUGAACCACCUCUGGAGCAAACUCUUCCCACCCAUUCCAACACCCAGCAACAAGUUCAGAGAUCCUUUUUCCAACAUCUAUGAGAGGGCACAAACCUGCACCAGCGAGACAGAGACCGAGCUGGGCAGCCUGGCUGAAGACCUCUGCUGCAGUGCCCUCCAUGACUCUGUCUUCUGAGAGGCUGCAGGGCUGGCAGGGCUGGCCCAGCACAUCCCCCAUCAUCACUCAAGGGAGCUUCGUGGUCACCUCUGCUGCAGUGCCCUCCAUGACUCUGUCUUCUGAGAGGCUGCAGGGCUGGCAGAGCUGGCCCAGCACAUCCCCCAGCAUCACUCAAGGGAGCUUCGUGGUCACAUCUGCUGCAGUGCCCUCCAUGACUCUGUCUUCUGAGAGGCUGCAAGGCUGGCAGGGCUGGCCCAGCACGUCCCCCAGCAUCACUCAAAGGAGCUUCGUGGUCACCUGUGCUGCAGUGGUGUUUGCAGUGGGACUUGCUUCCACCAGGUGCCUUGCAGAAGAAGCUGCUCAACAACAACAAGAUGCAGCCCAAAUUGAACCAAACUGCUUAAACUUAAACCAGGGAGUUUAAGUAUGUGGCACAAAGGCUGUGCAGGGGAAAAGAACAUUCUGGAAAGAGAUAAGGUUUUUUUUUGUCCUUCCCCCCCAGCCCCUUCCCUGGUUGGCAGCUCCACCUUCUGCCGUUUGCUUUUGUGACAACUCGAGAUGCAAAAUGCAAAGUGGGGCUGGGCACAGCCUGUCUCUGGCAGCCAGGGGCCCAGCCAUG
Pogoniulus pusillus (Red-fronted tinkerbird) is the source of this 2055-nucleotide messenger RNA. RefSeq names its product interleukin 5 receptor subunit alpha (gene IL5RA). Gene Ontology annotation, biological process: cytokine-mediated signaling pathway. Lineage: Eukaryota; Metazoa; Chordata; Aves; Piciformes; Lybiidae. Gene Ontology annotation, molecular function: protein binding; cytokine receptor activity. The transcript is spliced from 11 exons. Gene Ontology annotation, cellular component: external side of plasma membrane; membrane. The coding region runs from base 168 to 1454 and encodes 428 amino acids. The record is from RefSeq and is a predicted model, not a curated record.